Messenger RNA from Zingiber officinale, 628 nucleotides. RefSeq names its product light-regulated protein, chloroplastic-like. The record is from RefSeq and is a predicted model, not a curated record. Lineage: Eukaryota; Viridiplantae; Streptophyta; Magnoliopsida; Zingiberales; Zingiberaceae. Gene Ontology annotation, cellular component: chloroplast. The transcript has 3 exons. Bases 45 to 443 code for a protein of 132 amino acids.
AGUUCGCUCAUCAAUCAAGAAGGCAAAACUACAAACCUCCCAAAAUGCAGGCAGCAGCAGCAGCAGCAGUGUGUUUCACCCCCUCAAUUCUGACCAUCAGGAGCACCAAAUCACUGGUGCCAAGCUCAGCCAAGCCGCACAGAGCCUUCAUUAUCAGGUCCACGGCCGCGGAAAAAUCCACGUUCGACUAUAGCUCCACCGUCUCAGUGUUCCCUAUGGAGGCCUGUGACAUACUCGGGGGCGAGGCAUGCGACACGAAGAUGUUCCCUGAGGUGAAACUUGCAGCAUCAGACAAGAACACCGCUGGCUCUUCUGUUGCAUCGGAGGAGAUCGAGCGAGACUAUCUCGAGUACGACGACUCGAAAACUGUGUUUCCUGGGGAGGCAUGUGAUGACCUUGGAGGAGAGUUCUGCGAAGCUGAGUACCAAAGUGGUGUUUACUAAGAGAGAAAUGAAUUUAGCAGACGAGUAUUCAGAAACACAUGCAGCAUGUGGACGUAGCUGUGUGUGAUAUAUGUAUAUGUGUUCAAUAAAGGAGAGGAUAGACUUAACAUAUAGUUUCCAUGUUGGUGUUGUAAAUGCAUUGGAUGAUAGAUAUAUUGCUAUAAGUGCAAGUUUAAGCUUGAUAC